CGUAAAUACAUUGUUGACAUUUAAAUUUGUGCAUAAACAUAAAAUUAAUUGUCUAUAAUAUAUAAUUUUAUAAUGCAAAUUAGUUGUAAAGUGCCUGGCCUACAUUUUUGAUAUAAUCCAGAUGUAAUGACUGUAAACAGAAGACAAAUGGAUCCUUCACUGGAAAUUAGAAAACUCUCCCCAAGAUACAUACGGGAGUUGGCCCAGAUACUGGAAACUCAUGAAUUGUGGAAGAGACUAAUGUCAAUCAUACCAAAGACACUGGAAAAGUUUAAUUUCGUGUGUAAUGUUACCCUAGAUAAUCCCCACAAAUAUAAUUCGGAACAUUUUAAGUUAAUAGAGAAUGCUUCGGAAAAGUACAGGAGAGCUUGUACUGAAAUAUUGCUGGACGAAUGGGGUACAUCAGGCAGAGUCAGACCAGCUCUAGGUCAUUUGCUGUACCUCUUAACAAAAGCAAAAUUGUUUCGAGCUGCGGAUUACAUUGCUGUGGAUCUCCUAAAACAGGAGAAACCUCAAAGACCAAGCACUGGCCCAGAAGCUUUGAUCUCAAUAGUAUUACCUGAGCCUGCAAAACAGAAGGAUAAUCAUCUGGAAGAGGUUGAAAGAUCAUUGGAUCAAAUCGGUUACCUUGAUUCUGCGUUGAUGUUAAUUAGAACCAAUUCCGAGGAGGCGGCUAGACAUCAAAAUGUGCCUUCAGUGAUACCACAAAUAGUUAUAAGUCCCGAUAUCGAUGAAGACAAUCAUGAACCACAGUUCUCUGUGCCACUCGUCGUGCAAAGGGAAAGAAUCGAUUCAGACAUAAAUAAUGACUCUGAUAUGAUGAAAUUUUCGACAGGAUCUCAGUCAACAACCAGCCAAAAUUUGAACGAAACAAAAAAUAGGCCUGAAAUAUCACAAUUACUUAACGAAUCACCGGAACUGUCCAAUAUGAUAGAAUUUUCAUCAGAGACGGUGUCAAGUGGUAGCAUCAAUGAGAUUGAAUGUGAUAGACCUGAGAUUUCUCAGCUGCUUAAUGGGGUGUCAGAGUCAAACUUACCAAAUUUCGAUAUGAUGAAUGAAUCUCUCAAUGUGAGCAGUGGAGAAAGCUCAGAGAACACCUCUGAAGAAGUUCCUGCUUUUAGUGAACUGCUAACCAAAGAAUGCAAUUGUACUAGUUCAGAAGAGUUACCAGAAUUAAAUAUAGAAUCUUCAUAUGAGCCGAACAUUCCAAAUUUGAGUGCUUUGAACAAUAGUGUCCAACUCGAAACUUUGCCUAAUAUAUCUAUUUUGAAUGUGACUGGACAAAGUGGAAGUGUGCAUAUGGAAAACAGUGUCAAUUUCGUGCCUGACUUCGAUGCCUUACAGAAAAGUACAAAUAAUAUCUCCGAAGUGUCCUUACCAAACAUAUCAGCACUCGGACUCUCACUCACAUCACGCGCCUCGAGUCCAAGUAAAAGUAUUUCAGUGAAUAUUUCAACACACUUGUUACCGACUACUUUAAACAGUUCACAGAAUUCCUCCGACAAUUCAACAAAAUCACGGCCCUGCACAUCGCCUUUACCCAAUCUUUAUCUCAACACUCUUCUGCCACAUUUCACUUACGGUGAGCUGGAAAACGCUACAAACAACUUCAAUCCUGAACCUUACAGAAGUAUGCAGGAGAAUGGUCGGUUUUUAGGCUCUGGCGCUUUCGGCUCCGUUUUCCUAGCGCUUGGAUUGCUCGACAGACCUGUGGCCGUAAAAAAAUUGGUAUUGGAAGAUGUGCAGGUAGUUAACAUCGACGAUACUGUCACUAAGCAGUUCCGGAAUGAAGUUGAGGUUCUCAGCAAAUAUAAGCAUGAGAAUUUGUUGUCGUUGCUUGGCUAUUCUUGCGAUGGAUGUACAUAUUGCUUAAUGUAUGAAUAUAUAACAGGAGGAGCACUCAAAGACAGACUACAGGUAAUACAAGACAAGCUCCAGUGGAAAGAAAGAUUAAGCAUAGCCAUGGGCACCGCCAGAGCCGUCUCAUAUCUACACACGGCGUUUUCUACACCUUUGAUUCACAGGGACAUCAAAUCGGCAAACAUUCUUCUUGAUUCCAGGAACAACCCAAAGUUGGGCGAUUUUGGAUUAAUCAAAUUGUCGCCAAGUCAGAACACAAAUACGGCUACUACGGUGUUCGGUACGUCAGCCUACAUGGCUCCAGAAGCGUUUAGAGGCGAUGUUUCUGUGAAGCUGGAUACAUUCAGCUUUGGAGUGGUCUUGCUGGAGCUUCUAACUUCUCUGCCCCCCAUGGAUGAGACUAGAGACGGAAGUGAUUUGGUUACUCAUAUUGAGGAUAAAUGUGAAAACGACGACAUAAUACCUUUAUUAGACCAUGGUACUGGUUCGUGGCAAGAAGGUGGAAUUAAUUUUGCUGAUGAACUUUUUAAAAUAUCUCUCAAGUGCCUUGAAGAGAAGAAAAAACGACCAAAUAUGGUAGAAGUUACUGGAAUAUUGGAGGACCUUUUAAAUAAAUUAUCACUAUGAAUGUGCACUUUUCAAAAUUUUUCUCCUCCGAAUCUGUUCUUUGUUGCUUCGAUAUAUAUUUUAAUAUAAAUAUUUUAUAUUAUUACGUAUGUAAUUGCACCACCCA
Molecule: messenger RNA, 2593 nt
Organism: Anoplophora glabripennis (Asian longhorned beetle)
Lineage: Eukaryota; Metazoa; Arthropoda; Insecta; Coleoptera; Cerambycidae
Product: probable LRR receptor-like serine/threonine-protein kinase At2g23950
Exons: 6
Coding region: 127-2487 (786 amino acids)
Biological process (GO): protein phosphorylation
Cellular component (GO): plasma membrane
Molecular function (GO): protein kinase activity; ATP binding
Source: RefSeq, a predicted model, not a curated record